AAAGGAGGUUAGAAAACAUAACUUCGCACGUUAAGUUUAAGAUUGCAUUGUCAAUAUUUUAUAUAAGUAGUACAAGUGGAAUUCAACUUGACAACUCUUUAAUGAUGAAUGUUAACGAUUCAGAGAUGGAAGCAAACCUAGAAAAAUACAUCGUCAGCGAUGAAGACAAAAAAGUUGUCUUGGAUUUCCUGGAGCAUUUAAAAUCAAAUUUUGGAAAUUUAUCUAAAGGAUAUGACGAUGUGUCCUCAGUUUAUGAUAAAGUGAUGGUACUUUUUAAAUACGAAGCCUUUAAAAGAUUAGCGAAAGACUUGGCCGUGUUUUUGAAGCAUGAAAAGUUAGAAGAAAAAAAGAUUCUAGAUGUUGGAUGUGGUAAUGGAAAUCUUGGAAAAUCUCUUGUUGAAGAAGGAUUUAAAAACAUCGAUGGAUUAGAUAUAUCGGAGAAGUUGCUGGAGAUGUGUAAAGAGACGAAAUGUUACAAUAACUUGUUUCAGGUGCCAUUGACAGCUAAACCGACACCUGGUAUUGAGGAAAAUUCAUACGACAUUGUUGUUUCAAGUGGAUGUUACGUGAUGGGUCACAUUCCACUUGACACUAUAAUUGAGUUGACACGUAUAGUGAAGCCUGGUGGUUAUAUUUUCUACACACUUCAUGACCCUAACUACACGAUGGAUUAUAUGAAUUGGCAUGGCAAGAUAAUGAAAGAAAAGAAAGCUGAAUUGAUCUCUAUGAAACUGGCACCAUACAGAUUGGAUCCGAAAAAUAAUUUCGAACCAACCUAUGGUUAUUACGUGUUAUUCAAAGUAUUAUAAUUCCACUGCAUACUUUUUAUUUACGAAAAACAUUUUAUAAUCAACAAUGCAUAAAUAACAAUACUUUUCUUAAGAACAGCAUAUCAUUAAGAACUUUCAAAUGCACCACUGCGGUGGACAAUUUUGACAAGAAAAUUUUUUAUUUUAUUUUUUUAACCGUCAACUCAACUUUUGAACCAAUUUUUGAACUUCCUUUCUUUCUAGGUGUCAUCAGUGACACCGUUCAUCCGGUUUGGACAAGUAUUUACAAUCCAAUUCGAUGUCAACUUUUAACUUGUUUAUAUAUCAUUAUUUUGUGUAGUAUAUAAAAAAGGUUUGCAAAACUUAAAUUUAGAUGAUCACUGAUGUAAAAAUAGAUCCUUCAAGACAAUACCUUUGCUCAAAACAAUAUAAAAUUUAGUACGACUGGCUGUUAUUGAAAAUAUACCUAUAUAUAUAUAUUUGGAAUAUGAUAUCUUGAUUCAGCACUACUAUACAGCGUUUGUGAUGGCUGA
Messenger RNA from Hydractinia symbiolongicarpus, 1303 nucleotides. RefSeq names its product aklanonic acid methyltransferase DauC-like. Gene Ontology annotation, molecular function: S-adenosylmethionine-dependent methyltransferase activity. The transcript is spliced from 2 exons. The record is from RefSeq and is a predicted model, not a curated record. Bases 102 to 809 code for a protein of 235 amino acids. NCBI's taxonomy places the organism in Eukaryota, Metazoa, Cnidaria, Hydrozoa, Anthoathecata, Hydractiniidae.